AUUUGAUCAAUAGCCUACGGUACUGUGUGAUAUCGUUGGACCUGCGAUGGGCUACAACGUAGGGGGAUAUGGAAUGGCUCGCUCUGGAAUCUUUAUCGUGUUGAUGGGGUUGUGGAGGUUUAGCUCUGCUUGCCCUGCAUCCUGCACUUGCAGCAUCUCAAGGCUUGUUUGUAUGGAUCCUGACCCAGGGAUCGAGGAUUUCCCUAUCCUUACGUUAGAUGACAUGGAAAUGGACAUCAACAUCACCGAUAUAUACAUUGCAAAUCAAAAUCGACUAUUUGACAUUAAUGAUAACAGCUUGAAGUACUACUCGAAUCUCAGAAAUCUAACUGUGACAAAUACGGGACUGACUUCUAUCUCAUCAGAAGCCUUUUUCAACAAUACAAGACUUCAAUAUCUGAAUCUGAGAGACAAUAACUUGUCAACACUGUCCUGGAGGACAUUCAUAAACUUAAACAUGACAUCUUUUCCUCUCCUGUCUGGUAACCCUCUGGAGUGUGUAUGUGAGAACAUGUGGAUCAAACUGAGGCUGCAAGAGGACAUUGACAGUUCAGAAAGUCAACAGCUGAAAUGCAUAGACGACCUUGGAGUGAGGAGGGCCAUCUCCAGAUUAAUUCUCCCUGAUUGUGAGACUCCCGCAGUGGAGGUCAGUCCCUCUAUCGUCACAAAGACGGAGGGAAGUGAUGUCACAGCAGUGUGCAGUGCAACAGGGUCUCCUGCCCCUGAGAUCUCGUGGAAUUUGGACACCAUCUUCACCAGCUAUGAGGUCAAUGUCUUGGAGCUGGAAAGCAAUCUGACACUGUCAGGUCUCUCGCCUUCGGACAAUGGCAGAGUGAUCACUUGCAAUGUGGAGAACGUAGUCGGCCAAACCGAGGCUUACCUCCAACUCAACAUCCUCUUUUGCCCCACUAUCCUGGAGCUGCUGGAGCCAUUGAGACUCCACCACUGGUGUAUCCCUUUCAGUGUGACUGGGAACCCCAAGCCCGAGCUGCAGUGGUACCACCAGGACCAGGAGCUCCACGAACAAGAGUAUAUCAAGACUGAGAUCCACAAGAGCCUUGGAAGCGUUCACCACGGCUGCCUGCAGCUUGCCAACCCGACUCACAUCCACAACGGGCAGUAUACGCUGGUGGCCAGGAACGAGUUCGGGGAGGACCAGAAAGUAAUUGACGCCCACUUCCUGCUCCCGCCAGACGAGGGCGACUAUCCCUCAGAACAGCCAUAUUACCCUUACACCACUGACUCACCACUACCCCCAAUAGACGACAGUGUUGCAGUGUACGUAGUGGUGGGAAUCGCUGGUGUGGCAUUAAUUGUAUGUGUUCUGAUGGUGAUCAUUCUGAAAUAUGGAAGAAACUCUAAAUUUGGGAUGAAGGGCUCCUCCUCCUCGGUCAUCAGUAACGAUGAUGACUCUGCCAGUCCUCUUCAUCACGUCUCAAACGGCAACAACACUCCGUCGUCCUCGGAGAUGAGCCACGAUGCGGUGAUCAUUGGAAUGACAAAGAUCCCUGUCAUCGAGAACCCGCAGUAUUUCCGCCAAUCUGGCAGCAUGCUGAAAUCGGACACAUUUGUCCAGCACAUCAAGAGACACAACAUUGUGUUGAAGCGUGAGCUGGGCGAGGGGGCCUUUGGGAAGGUGUUUCUGGCUGAGUGCUACAACCUGACUCCAGAUCAGGACAAGAUCCUGGUGGCUGUCAAGACGUUGAAAGAGGCCAGCGAGAGUGGCCGUGCUGACUUCCACCGGGAGGCGGAGCUGCUGACCAACCUGCAGCACGAGCACAUCGUCACCUUCUACGGCGUGUGUGUGGACAGCGACCCGCUCAUCAUGGUGUUCGAGUACAUGAAGCACGGCGACCUUAACAAGUUCCUCAGGUCCCAUGGUCCUGACAUGGUGCUGAUGGCUGAUGGGCAGCACAGCCUGAUGGUGGAGCUGACCCAGUCCCAGAUGCUGCACAUCGCCCAGCAGAUUGCUGCAGGCAUGGUCUACCUGGCCUCCCAGCACUUUGUCCACAGAGACCUGGCCACACGCAACUGUCUAGUGGGAGAGAACCUGCUGGUCAAGAUUGGGGACUUUGGAAUGUCCAGGGACGUGUACAGUACCGACUACUACAGAGUGGGGGGUCACACCAUGCUGCCCAUCCGGUGGAUGCCUCCUGAGAGCAUCAUGUACCGGCGGUUCACCACGGAGAGCGACGUCUGGAGUCUGGGCGUGGUCCUCUGGGAGAUCUUCACCUAUGGGAAGCAGCCCUGGUACCAGCUCUCCAACAAUGAGGUGAUUGAGUGCAUCACCCAGGGGCGCGUGCUGCAGCGGCCGCGUUCUUGUCCAAAGGAGGUGUACGACCUGAUGCUGGGCUGCUGGCAGAGAGAACCCUACAUGAGACUGAACAUCAAAGAGAUCCACAGCCUGCUCCAGAAUCUGUCCAAGGCCUCGCCUGUCUACCUGGAUAUUCUGGGCUGAGUGAGUCUGAUCGGCUGUGUUUGUGUAUGGGAUGGAAUGAGGGUGGAGUUGUGUGCGUACGAGCGAGCAUACUGUUUGUAUGGGUGCGAAUAAGGGUGGAGUUUGUGUGUGUGUGUGUGUGUGUGUGUGUGUGAGAGCAUACUGUAUGUGUGUGUGUGUGCUGACUGUGCUUCUGCCUGCUCAUCACAUAGACAAAAGCCUUACAUUUGACUGCCAUUUCCUUUCCUUGUCCAUUUGAAAAUACUCUUAGGACCCGUUUCUCAAAUCCAGAUUAAAAGAAUCCUGGAGUAGGCCCAAUUCUGGUUUAGUUAAUCAAGAGCAAAAAAUAGGAUAUCAUAAACAUCAGUUAACCUUGAAUUACAUACUCUUGGACUUUGACGGGGACUUUUUAAAUAAUAGUCAAAGAAUAACUUAAUAAUGUCCAUGAAACCAAAUGAUCAGUAAUCUUUAUUAAAUUGUAAUUUAGUCAAGGAGUAGGCCAAGGCCUCCCGGGUGGCGCAGUGGUUAAGGGUGCUGUACUGCAGCGCCAGCUGUGCCACCAGAGACUCUGGGCUCGCGCUCAGGCUCUGUCGAAGACCGGCCCAGCCUCUGUCGCAAAAGGUCCGUGGGGCGACACACAUUUGGCCUAGCGUCGUCCAGGUUAGGGAGGGCUUGGCUGGUAGGGAUAUCCUUGACUCAUCGCUCACCAGCGACUCCUGUGGCGCAGUG
Molecule: messenger RNA, 3166 nt
Organism: Oncorhynchus gorbuscha (pink salmon)
Lineage: Eukaryota; Metazoa; Chordata; Actinopteri; Salmoniformes; Salmonidae
Product: BDNF/NT-3 growth factors receptor-like
Exons: 18
Coding region: 47-2458 (803 amino acids)
Biological process (GO): cell surface receptor protein tyrosine kinase signaling pathway; cellular response to brain-derived neurotrophic factor stimulus; protein phosphorylation
Cellular component (GO): signaling receptor complex; plasma membrane; axon
Molecular function (GO): brain-derived neurotrophic factor receptor activity; ATP binding; brain-derived neurotrophic factor binding
Source: RefSeq, a predicted model, not a curated record